GUUAUUUUUUGAUAUCUCAGAAAUGGAAGAUCUCCUUCCUCCGAUUUUGCUUUCAAUUCCUAAAGUUUAAGAAAUUCUUCAGAGAAUGUCUUCCUUUUUCCUAUUUUAGAGUGAAUUCAAAUCUCAAAAUCUUCGUCGAUAUAGCAUACAAAAUCUCGUACUAUUGCUCGUAUUAUCAGGUGAUCGGAGUUGAAUCCUGACGGCGGAGAUUUGACGACAUAGCUAGGUUUCUUCAACAUUUCCGUAAAUUCCUUCAGGUUCCGUCGAGUAUUUGAAUCUAAUUUCACACAAAGUUUUAUCGAGUUUUAUAUAACUGAGAGUUAGCGGUUUUAGAUUUAGAGAAAAUGGUGAGAUUUGAUUGAAUAUCAGUUUGAAUGGAGGAGUUUUGCGAGAAUAGCCAGCUAGAAGAAGUAGAUCUUCCUUCUGGUUACAAGUUCAAACCUACUAGUGUGGAGUUGGUGGUUUAUUAUCUGAAGAGGAAGAUAAUGGGAGUCUUGGGAGACAAACUUCAGGCUAAUACCAUUCCUACAACUGACGUUUACGCCUGCAAUCCACAACAUCUUCCAUUUGAUCUUUUCACGCAUGGAAAACCUGAUAUAUGGUUCUUCUUUUCCAAAAGAAGAAAAGGCAAAAUACUAACAAGUGAUGGCUACUAUGAUCUUGUACCUUGUGAUCGUGAAGCAAUAUAUGAAGAGACUUACAAUGAUGGUUCAAGAAAGAGAAAGCUUGUUGGUUUUAUGAGAAAACUUCACUACCACGAUGGAAAGCCACCUAAAGGAGUACAAUCUAGGUGGGUUGUUGAAGAAUUUAGAGUUAAUCCUGGUACAAUUGAUGGUGAAGAAGAUGACUACGCUACUAGACAAAAGGUUGCCAAUCUUGUUAUUUGCAAAGUUAUCUACAACAACCCUUCACCACCGGAAGACGAAGAGUGGUACGAGAUGCCUGAUGUUGAUAUUUGUGAAUAUGAUGACUUUGAGAAUGGGAUGAUUGAUGAAGAAGAAUGAUAAACAUUGAAAAAAUAUUGCAUGAACAUUGGUAAAUUCCUUUUCUUAAUUUGUAAAUAGCUUCUUUCUCAAUUUUGUUAAGCUGCUAGCAUGGAUAAUUCCAUUUGGUUGGGAUCUAAGGAUGAUUUUGUCUCUUCUUUUCAUUACUAAUGAUUUCAGUUGGCGUUUGAAGUCGAGUAUUUAACAGUCGUCUUUUGUUAUCGAUCACUUCAUGAUACCAAAUAAAUAAAGAAAGUAUCGU
Messenger RNA from Mercurialis annua (annual mercury), 1245 nucleotides. Its product is annotated as NAC domain-containing protein 86-like. The transcript has 3 exons. The record is from RefSeq and is a predicted model, not a curated record. Gene Ontology annotation, biological process: regulation of DNA-templated transcription. Gene Ontology annotation, molecular function: DNA binding. NCBI's taxonomy places the organism in Eukaryota, Viridiplantae, Streptophyta, Magnoliopsida, Malpighiales, Euphorbiaceae. Bases 375 to 1004 code for a protein of 209 amino acids.